Molecule: messenger RNA, 9170 nt
Organism: Pocillopora meandrina
Lineage: Eukaryota; Metazoa; Cnidaria; Anthozoa; Scleractinia; Pocilloporidae
Source: the annotation of a GenBank genome assembly
AUGGAGCAACAGUUGCAAAACGAAAUGACGCACAAGGAGUCGAAAGAAAGUUACCUGCAUAAACAACUGCGAGAAAGAGUUCAGCAAAUAGAGGACAUUCAAGAAAAACUGCAGGAGAUGGGACAACAGUUGCAUUAAAAAAAGGAAAAAGAACGAGAGUAAAUUUUCCAGAUGCAGCUUAAAGAGAUGGAACGACGACUGAAAGAGGAAGAAACUGCGUUUAAAAUACGGCUCAAAGAUAAAGACCAACAAAUAGAGAACUUGUAGAAACAGUUGACAGAGAAAGAAGAACGAAAGCAAAGAUGGAGAGAAAAAAUAGAGGAAACUGAAACGAGAGAAGCAUGAUUUCGUGAACAGCUUAUUGAAAGAACCCAGCAAGUAUUAAACUUUCAAAGAAAGUUGAGUAGAAAGGAGCUGGAGUGCACAGAGAAAGAAGAACGAGAAGAAAAUUUACGAACGCAUCUUGAGGAGUUGCAGCAGCAGUUACGGGAAAAAGAAAAGUUACAGAUAGGUGUGUAGGAGAUAGGUGUGUUCAAUGUUCAAUGAAAAUUUGCAGAGAGAUAAGUAGAAGUGCUGAUUUAAGGCAACAAAUUGCGAUUCUUGAGGAUAAAUUGGAGUCACAGCUCCAAGACCGAAAUAUUUGUUAUUGCUCUGGAUGUGGCUCAAGCUUUAAACUACUUUUACCAAAAGUAGUUUACCAUGCCAAGAGUAAAUUCUGUUCAAAUACAGAGUAGAAGUUACUUAAGACAUUGCAUAUUGGGGAAGAUGCUGUUCCAAGGGUCAGAUCUGCUGUUAACUCCUCAUUUAACCUUGUAGUUGUCGCAAAUUGUAUUUUGGUGAAACACCAUGGAAGAUGCAUUUCAGUUCUGGCUCAACUUUUCAUCAAAUCCCCAGCGAAAUAACCCCCAGCAUUUUGUCACUCAUUCAAACGAGACUCUGUUACAUUUGGAAUGCUGUAAUAAUAGCGGACUAUGUAUUGAGGGUAGCCCUAGAAAAAAUAAUCUGCGAUCACACGCCCCUUCCAUCUGUCUAAGACUAACAUGACUACAAUCUUGAGGUAAGAGGCUCUCAAUGGGGUCAACUAUUAGCCGUAAAACGGCAUAAAUUUGUUAAGCCUUUACAUGUAAACUUAACAAAAUUUAACGGUUAGACGUAAAAACAGUGAACUUAAAAAAUUUUCCUCGUAACCUCAAACGGAAAAAAAUGAAUUGUUAGCCGUAAAAUGUCCAUAAUUUUGACCGUUCACGGUGAAAGCCAACACCCCUAUAAGAGCCUCAGUGAAGAGCCGUGAACUUUUUUUAGAACCGCUUCAAAUAACUUUGUUCGUAAAUACGUUCGCUCCCACAAGAUGUCGUACAUUGAUCCAAAAAACAAAACAAAACAAAACGAAAGGGAAAUCAUCUUCCUUUGCGCAUUCAGAACUCUCGACCCAACGGUAACCGCAAAUACACUCCCAUCCCCUUGGGACAAAAAGUAUUGUGUGACAAGAGCUUACGUUGGGUUAAUAGACUACUAAAAUUCCGAAUGCCUGAAACUGGCGAUAUAAUUCAAAGUAUAUUUUGCGUAGAAAAUACUUCGCCUUGCAAAGUAAUGUAGAUUUAUUUGUGACAAUUGGCAGUUUUAUCUCCCAUUCUCUCCGUUGAAUAAUGAGUGACUUUUUUUAGAAAGUCUAGAAUGAACAGGUAGUGGCCAGCCGUCACAAAUGACUUCACAUUCACCCAACAGAUUACCUUGGUACUUUGCUGCGUUUCAUUUUGAAGGUAGGGUGUUUUAGUCAUGCAUUGAAUGUUUUCAAACUAAAUGGUUUUCAGCUGCGAAAGUAACACACCGAACUGUUCAAAUGAAUAGCUGAACUUAAAUGACUACCCUACAUCGAAAGCAGCUUGGAAUAGCUUGGAAGAACACAAAGGGUUUAUAUUUCCGCCAUUGGAUCGUUUUGGAUGGCUUAGCCUUACUAUUUUUGUUGUGGUAGCAACUCCACAUGUCAAGCAAAUAUACUAGAAAGCCUUCGAGUUCCACUCAGUGACUGCAUGAGGUGAUUUGAAUGUAAUAUCCGUUGAUAUAACAUUUGGCAGUCAAAUUCAAACGAUUUAUUCGGCUGGCGUGUGAAGGAACUAAAUGAGUGCAAGACUCUGUUUGCUUAGCGAGUGUAUUAUGAUAUAAUAUGACGCUUACAUGUUGCGCAUUACAACCUCACCUCUCAAUAAACGAUGAUCAUUGUAAUGUUUGCCUGGAUAGCACAAUACUGGGGAUCUGAGAGUACAUGGUGGUUCAAUAAGUUAUCUAUGUUAUGCAUUACAAUAAAAAUACUAAGAACUAAAGCUAUAUGAUAAGGAAAGAUUCCUUUAGUAUAGAGAUCAGAAAAUUCUUCUAAAAGGAAAGUCAGUCUUAAAAUAAUUGAGAAGGAAACCGUUAUUUCAUCUGUUUCUUGAAAUUUGAUGAGGCAGCUAAGCUUCUACCAUAUGUUUAAGUCUUAUAAUGAUCUGGUGGCACACACAACAAAAAUAUAUGGCCCAGUCCAUUUCAUGGAAAAGUAGAAGUAAAAAUAUCUCUUCCAGGUUGAUGCCCUUAGUUUUUUAGCCAUGCUUUGACUAAACAUUUAACACAAGAAAUAGUACCAUGACUAUCAUUGAUACUAUGAUAGUGGAAACUGGAAACAAGUCCUUGGAAAUCCAAAGGGGAAACCUUAGACAUGGUUGGGUAUCUCACUUGUUGACUUGGUGGAAGGGAUGAGUCCAGGAAGGUAAAACUGUUGCUUGAGGGAUGGAGAUUUAAUAUUACUGAUUGAAUAAAACUGAAACUCAAAUAUAGGACCUUGUAAGACUACAUGUACAGCCAUUUUCUGUAAAAUCAUAAUUGUUUAAUUCCCAUGUAAGUUUUGCUUUUGGGCAGUCUUAAGUCUAAAGGCCAUGAUGGGUUCAUGGUUAGGUGUAAAACAAUUUUCCCACAAAUCAGAGGCUAAUUUACUUUGUGCUUGAUGGAAUUAAUUCUAAGUGUUCUUAUUUUUUGUACAUUAGAAUACAAUUAGAAUUUUCAUAUUGAUGCUUCUGGUAGUAAAUUUGGAUUUUUUUUUUUUUUUUUUCUUGUUAAUAAGAAAAUGGGAACCAGUGAAGAAGGAACCAAAUUUCAGUGCAAGGUCUGACCAAUAUUUUUCAGUUGCAACUUUUACUGAUUUUGCAAAUUUAUGAGUCAAAUUCCCCCUUUUCCUUCAGUUAAAUUUUUAAAAUUGUUUUAACACUGUUUUGCUUACUUUUAAUUCAAAGCUUGUAGGGAUAACAGAUGUCGCUAGCCCAGAGGGUGGGGAGAUGUGUGCUGAGGCUUUAAGGAAAUUAAAGGUGCAGUAUACCUGUUCAUGAGUCAUGUUAGUUCAUGAACUUGAAUCAAAGCUCAAAUUUAUUUUUUGUCAUAAUGGCAAUUAUAAGUUGUGUUAUAUUUCUAAAACAUGACAAUUAUAGGCUGUGUUAUUCCUUGAACAUGCCACCAUAAAACUGCCUGAAUUGCAUUAUUAUAACCUACCAGUAAGUACUAAAAACUUCUCAGUGUACUUACCACAGGCAAGUCUGCCAAUAUGACAAAUUGUUACUGCCUAUAGUUGAUCAUGAAAGCUUGUCAUAAACUGCCCUUCAUUCAGCCCAAUCUGGCACCUGGCCCCUUCUCUAUUGCCUUGCCCCAAUGCACAGCAAUUUCUUUUCACUUAUCCUUCUGGUAACAUAAUAAUCCUCUCAGUCCUGGAAUUAUUAUUAUUAUUAUUAUUAUUAUUAUUGUUAUUUAUACUAGGCUCAGGUGAAGAAAAAGGGGCAACACAAAGAGAGGGUGACACUGACUAUAAGUUUGGAAGGUAUCAGGAUAGAAGAUGAGACUACUCGAGUAAGUAUGCAAAUAAGUCAAAUAUUAUUUAACCACCAUGGUGUGAUUGCCAGAGACACAGUGACAUAUAAGCUGCACCUAUGAGUGUGUAACUCGAAUUUUGGAAAAAAGAUUUUUUUCAAAAGAUUGGGGAAUCAAAAUGCCAAGUAAAACUAUGCAGUGUAUUUCUAUCUCUACAUCUUAUCCAAUAUAUUUUUUUUAAUCAAAAAAAUAUGAAAUAAGUUAACUCUUAAAUCUCAUCCAAAUAUUGCUUUCACUUUUUCCAUCUAAUUACCAAAGAGAAUUUUCAAGGGGCAGUGUAUGGUUCAAAUGUUUUGUUACAUUUUACAUUAUGUUUUCUUUACCCACUGACUUAUCCAUUUACUUAUUUAUAUUUUCAUUUAUCCACUCAAGUCAAAAAUAGCUAGAGAGUAGUGAACAAAGGAAGGGCUGAUCAGCAGAAGGGAAAGAUACGAUUAAAUCUCCAGGUGCCCCUUCCAUCUCAGUACAUUUUGUUGUGUUUUUAUAGGUUUUACUGAUGUAUUUUUUUUUAGGAAGUGCAGCAUAUGCAUCCUGUCAAGAGAAUAUCAUUUGUCACUCCUGACCCAGAUGAUAAGAAAAUAUUUGGUUAUGUUUGCAGUCAGCCUGAUUGUUCCACUGGAUAUACAUUCUAUGCUCUGAAGUCAGAAAAUGUAAGAAAUUAAAGAAAUUAUUUGCUUUGUUGACUGAAUUACAGGAAAUGCAUGGGCUAAUUGUAGGAGACAUGAUGCAUGGUCUUGGUUUGAGACAUGUCUUUUCACCAUGUUUUGUUGUGAAUGGGAUCUGAUGUCUCACUCUCCCAAUGCCUCUCUCUGCUGAGGAACAUAUGGAGGUAUUAGAAAACUGCUAAAGAAUUAACUUAGCUGACAAAUUGCUGCACUGGGACAACUAUUAUGGCCCAGGAUUCAACUAGGGUAAGGAUGCAUGCAGUAUCCCUGGUUAUGUCAUAUGCUCAUGAAAGUGGAAUGAGCAUCUGGAUCAAGCUCCAGCAGCAAGGGUCAUGGGCUUGACAGUAGACUUACCUCAUAACCAGUAACUAAUAGUUGGUUUCAGUUAUACAUAUGUCAUCACCCUUUAUAUGGAAAAGGUAUCCAAGUCUUUUACUGUUCAAAGAGAUACGCAGGGGAAUGUAUUUCAUAUCUAAUUAUGACAAUACAAAUGGAGAUGCAAAUUAAUUCUGAGUCAUCUAAAAAUUAAUUGAUCUCCUUUUCCCACAUUCUCUUUUCUGUAUGACAGUCAAAUUCAAUUUUUCAAUAAUUCAAGGGAAUUUCUUAGUCAGCCAAAAAAUUUUCAAAUAUUGAGCUACCCAAAAAUUCCUGUUUCAGUUAAUUUAUUGUAUAUGCUUUUGUGCCUCUCUGAGAGUGGCAUUUCCUGCUGAAAAGAAACCAUUGAGGAGAAAAAUUUUUGUCAGGGAACUAUGCAAAUUGUUCAAGAGGAAAAUACUUUAAAUCUACUUUACAAUAGUGCACUUUGAUUUGAAGGCUUGCAAGACUUCUCGGCUGCAAAUUUUUAGCUUCAAAUUCACUCAUGCAAAUAAAAAUUUUCAUAACAUUUAAUCUUAAAUAUUGCUCAUUAAGCACUUGCAAUUAUUAAUUAUUCUAAGCAUGUGUUAUUUUUUCUUUCAGGCAAAGGUCAUAAUUGAUGCCAUUAUUGAACUUUUUGAGGUAUCAGUAACUCUUAGACAAAGGGCUGGAUCAGCAAAGGAGCAGGUCACCAGAAAUUCAUCAAAUGGUACUGACUGCAGAACCAUUGAUUUUGUUGAAUGAUUAUAACUACUGUAAAAGACUGUUCCACAAAAAUAAGUAUUUUAAAAUAACUCGUAUGUACUGGUCUCAUAUUUCAAUUCUUAUUUUAAAGUUACCAUGUUAUAUGCUAUAUUGCAUGAUGUUUUAAUGGUGUGUUCAUGAGAAAGUAAGUUUGUCACUGACUGACAAUGACUGAUAAGUUGAGGGAAUUUUACUCUUCCAACGAUCUUACUGAUCGUCACAUUCUCUUUUGAAGAAUGAGGUGAUUCUUAGGCAAGUACCCUACUCGACUAGCUCGUCCGUAUCAUAAUCAUUAGCAGUUUGGAGUCAUUUUUUUCCAAUGAAGAAGUCCACUCUCUUCUACUUUUUCAGUCCACUCUCUUUAGUUUGUAACACGAACUAAAUUUGCGAGAGAUUCCUGUUAUCUCACUGUCGUAAACUGUACCUUUUCGUAGAGGAAAGUACGCCUGAUAAACAACACAUGUCUCUACUAUGUGGAACUUUUUGAAAAAUGGUAAAAUAGUGAGCAGCAAUGCACGAGCUGAAAUAGGAAUAACUUGCUUCUUCUUGUAAUUUGCACUGCUAUUACAUGAAAAAUGCAUCCGUUUUCAGCCAAUCAGAUGCGCUCAAUUUUUUCAUGUAUAUCAUUAUUAUUAAGGGUAUUAGCUCAAUUUGAAGACAACUUCUGUUAGGUUCGGUCAUAGUCUUGUAUUCAGACCUCUCACGGCCAAGCAGUUGAGUGGUCCCUACAUUUUAGUCACAGUUAAACGGUAGGAUCUAGGUACGAGGUUAGUUCGGUCAGUCUUUGGAAUCUCUAAUCGUGGCUAGUAGUAACUGCUUGGCACUUACGUUAACAAAGAUAGAGGUCAUUUGCGUGCAACCGAGGAUCUUCUUUCACUGAGCACGAGAAUGUCUCAAGUGGGUGAGCUGUAGUGAAUUCGGUACAUUUCUUGACUCCCGGAAGUAAAAGAAACUGUCGUUUUUUUCGCUAGAGAACCGGACCGAGCUACAGGAAAUGAGAACUCGUUUAUCCAACUUACAGGCACAGCUCAGGCAAAAAAAGAUGACCAGUUGCGAGAGAAGGAAAGGAUUAAUGUAAACCUCCAAACUCGCUUGAAUACAAAAAAUCAACAACUGGAAGAGAAAAUUAGACAGGAAGAGAAUUUAUACCAAAAACUGCGAGCAAUGGAAGAGCAGAUUUCACAAUCUCAAACACAACUAAGGGAGAAAGAGUCGGAAAAGGCCAACCUGUUAAAGGAAAGAGAUCGCUUAAAACGGAAACCUGCGUGCAAUGCAUCAGCUGAAGACCAAAAUGCAAGAGCAGCUGGAGAGAAAAGAGCAAAAAUUAGUUGAAUCGGAAUUGCGAUUAAGGGAAAUGAAUUCGCAAACAGAGAUCUUCAAGUUCAGAUCAGAGAGAAAGACAGAGCAACUGUUGCUUUGCAAGAACGAUUAGGAAUUACGGUACAACAAGUUGGCGAGCUAGAAGAACAGCUGACAAGAAAAGACCGGGAAAAAAUGAACUAGAAAGAAGCCUUUCAACAGCUCAGCAGAUAUUACGUGAUAAUCAGGCUCAAAGAUCACCAGACUGGGUUAUUCCACGUAAUCAAAUUCAGCUGACGACCAAAUCCCUCGGUAGAGGUGCUUGGGGAGAGGUUGUCCAAGGAAGGUUCUGUGGUUGUGUCGUUGCCGUGAAAACGAUACAUGAUUUGAUUCUUUCUCCUCACAACCGCAGGUUGUUUGAACGAGAAAUGGACAUUGCCUCGAGAUGUCGACACCCUUGUUUACUGCAAUUCAUUGGAGCAACAAACGACGACCAUACACCUUUGUUUCUUACGGAGAUCAUGGAAACAAGCUUGCGAGCACUGUUACAGGAAAGAUUUCUUUCUCAGACAGAAAUCACCGUUAUUGCUCUGGAUGUGGCUCGAGGACUAAACUACCUCCACCAAAAACGCCCCAUCCCUAUUCUUCACCGUGACAUCAGCAGUGCAAAUGUGUUACUCUGGAGACAAGGUACUCAAUGGCGAGCUAAAGUGUCAGAUUAUGGCACUGCUAAUUUCAAGAAACAGACCAUGACAGUUGCACCUGGGGCUCUAAUCUACAGUGCACCUGAAGCACGCGCUACAAACCAAACAGUCCAUGUUAGCUCAGAUUGAUGAUCUAACGGCACUUUUUUGACUCGAUGAGAUUAUUCGUGCUUUUUGAUUCCAAUUUAUUUUAUGUGCUAUACCUUUGGACAUCGUAACAUUUUGAUGGAGAGUAAUAUAAAAGCCUCCUUUCUCUGUAAUUGGGCAUUUUCUUCACGGGUAGUUCUCUUCUUUACGAUGGCCGCCUUUUUUACCUCAGUUUUGGAACUAAAUCUUUCCAAACUUGAACCACCAGUCGAAAAAAUUGCUUUCCUCGUAUAGAAAUGGUGCUCUUAUAUGUAAAUUACAGUUUGCAAAAGUAAGAAUUUGAAAAGUAAGAGGUGUCUCAUGAUCACUUAUUCAUAGUUUGCUCAAUAAUGGGCAAUUGCCCUCGCUGUGAAAAGUACUGAACAGUGACGAUUAUUGGCAUGAGCCUUUUUCACCUCAUUAGAGGCUCAAAUACACUUUAAAGUGAGAGAGGAAACAAUGCUUGAAUGUUGUUUCCUCCCUCACCUUAAAGUGCAGGAGGGGAUUUCUUAGGAAAAGGCUAAAAUCGAAUCAUUUCUGUAACUGCAUUCGCCGUUAAAAGCGUUGGUUUAAUAAGAUUCCCAUGCAGCAAGAGUUACUUUCUUCAUAUUCCGCCUAUUCUGGGUAUUUUCCCACAAUAGCCGUAAAAGCAUGCACGGUGUUGUAUCUCUCUGUGCUGUCAUUUAUUUCUUCAUUUUCUGUGGUCAGGUUGAUGUUUACAGUUUUGGUGUACUUCUUUGUGAGAUGUCCAUCCGUGAAUUACCAGAUCCUGAAAGACGAGAACAACAAGUAGCAAUGUUGGCAAACAACGUGCUUCGAGCUCUUAUCCGAGGAUGUUUGGAAACAGACCCUCAGGCCAGACCAACUAUGGAAGAAAUAAUUAAUGAAAUAGAACCGGAGGUGCAAGGCACCUUUUGAUAGAGUUUUCUUAUCAACUUCAAACAUAAUGUUGUCUGUAUGGUUUUCAGUAUUGCUACUGUACUAGACGAUCACAUAGAAGAUCCUGUAAAGAAAACUCUAUCUUUCCCGAUGUAACUUAAGUGUACGGAUGUAUCUUCUGAAAACCUUGUAGACUUUUUCCGUCUAGGCGUGUUUAGCUUUCCAUUAUUCCUUACCUAGGUAGUUACACGCUAAUCUCGUAAGGAUUUAGAUGAAAGCGUCCGUUUGGUGUGUAUUAAGCGGAAGCGUAAAAGAAAGAAGGUACAGUCCGAUAACACGAAGAAGGAGUCAUUUUCAGGCAGCUGCGACCGAGCCUUCUCAGUGUAAAUCAUCAAUCUUAUUGUCAGACUCAUUUAUCGUCUGCAAAUGUAAUAACAUACUAUUAUGAUUUUUUUACCUAACGCUACAAAACUUUCGUCCGUUGAUUGAAGUUUUUAUGGCCAUAUUUGUG